AUGGACAUAAAUGAAAUGACUCACCCGUGGGGGCUUGAAGUUGAUAGGGUAGAGCUUACCCUCGGUUCUCUAAUAAAAGCCCCAGAAGACAGCCAUGCUUCCCCUCUGGUCAUGCCUCCAUCUGUACCUGGACUCGAAGGCCUCACUGGCUCCAUUCAGCAGCUGGCCAUGCACUUUCUGAGUCCCGGAGGCAGUUCACAGCCUCACCAGGAAGACAGCAUAACAUUUACAGACGAGCUCAGCAGUGACUCCAAGUCGGUCACCACCACACCAGGUUCUGUGGAGGAGCUGCUGAGCGGUGUUCAGACGCUACUCUCUGAGGCUUUGGUCCAUCAGGUCGGGACUUGUUACCAGUUUGAAAUCAGCUCAGCAGACGGACAACAGCACAAAUACUAUCUGGAUUUAAGUCAAGGUAGGGGUGCGGUUGGCUCAGGGUCCUUGUGUCGAGAUCCAGAUGUGACUCUGAGCAUGAGUGACGGCGACCUCGUGGCCAUGUUCCAGGGGGAGCUAACGCCGUUUUCUGCUUACACGAGCGGCAGACUGAAAGUCCAGGGGGACAUGAAGGCAGCCAUGAAGCUGGAGGAACUCAUAAAACAGCUCAAACAGCAACAUCCAUAACAAAC
Nematolebias whitei (Rio pearlfish) is the source of this 623-nucleotide messenger RNA. RefSeq names its product stomatin-like protein 1. Lineage: Eukaryota; Metazoa; Chordata; Actinopteri; Cyprinodontiformes; Rivulidae. The record is from RefSeq and is a predicted model, not a curated record.